CGAGAAGUGAGCUCCGUGGAGCUGAGCGCGCGCGGCGACACUCGGGCUUAACAAGGAGCAGCACUCGCUGCUAGGGAGAGGAUGCUGACUGACGAGCAGAAGCAGUUCUACGCCGAGAACGGCUACGUCCUGCUGGACGACGUGUUCUCGAAGGAGGAGGUGGACGAGAUCAGCAGGGAGUAUGACUCUGUGUUCGCCAGGGCCCAGGGGACCAACAGUCAGAUGGACGGAACCUGGACCGGAGACUGGCAGAGGGACGGCAUGCCGGACGGCAGGAACUUCACCGUGCAUUCGAUCCACAACCUGCAGUUCCACAGCGCCACCUUUAUGAGGAUGCUGGUGCACCAGCGCAUGAUGGAGGCCUGCAGUGACGUCAUGGGCACACAGAACAUCCUGCUGCACCACACCAAGGCGCACGUGAAGCCGCCGGGCCGCGGCUCGCCGUACCCUAUGCACCAGGAUUACCACUACUUUCCCUUUCGCCACGACUCAAUGGUGGCCGUGUUCAUCCACCUGGACGACUCGGACGUGGAGAACGGCUGUCUGGCCGUGUACCCGGGCUCCCACAAGCUGGGGCCGCAGAAGGACUGCAGUUCUGACCCCGGCUUUCACCACCUGGACCAGGAGCAGUUUCCGCUGUCGAAGGCGUCAGCACUGGAGGGCCGCCGGGGUCAGGUGGCCAUCUUCUCCUACCUGCUGAUCCACGGCAGCUACCCCAACCUCUCGGAGCGCACUCGGCGCAUGCUACUCGUCCAGCUGAUGGCGGCCGAGGACGAGCCGCUGAAGAUGAUGCACGUCUCGCCGGGCCAGGGCCUCUGUCUGCUGGGCACCAACAGUCGCGCAGACACAGACAUCAGGCGCAGACACCAGCCGGCCGAGGCGACAGACUGAGCGGCCUGGGGCGGGCUCGGGCGGA
Messenger RNA from Pollicipes pollicipes, 916 nucleotides. Its product is annotated as putative alpha-ketoglutarate-dependent hypophosphite dioxygenase. The record is from RefSeq and is a predicted model, not a curated record. Gene Ontology annotation, biological process: fatty acid alpha-oxidation. Gene Ontology annotation, molecular function: phytanoyl-CoA dioxygenase activity. The transcript has 7 exons. The coding region runs from base 82 to 891 and encodes 269 amino acids. Lineage: Eukaryota; Metazoa; Arthropoda; Thecostraca; Pollicipedomorpha; Pollicipedidae.